Messenger RNA from Gadus chalcogrammus (walleye pollock), 5493 nucleotides. Its product is annotated as phospholipase B1, membrane-associated. The record is from RefSeq and is a predicted model, not a curated record. Lineage: Eukaryota; Metazoa; Chordata; Actinopteri; Gadiformes; Gadidae. Gene Ontology annotation, biological process: phospholipid metabolic process. Bases 2295 to 3605 code for a protein of 436 amino acids. Gene Ontology annotation, cellular component: brush border membrane. Gene Ontology annotation, molecular function: phosphatidylcholine lysophospholipase A1 activity; retinyl-palmitate esterase activity; A2-type glycerophospholipase activity. The transcript has 16 exons.
CCGGCUCCUACCCCACCCCCGGCCCCCCAGGACCAGGACCAGGACCAGGACCAGCAGCCAGACCAGGCCUUGCCCGAGCAGCCCGCAGGAGGGACUGAAGGGCCCGCUCAGGACGCACCGGCAGAGCCAGAGCAGCAGCUUUGAGGGAGAGGAACACACACACACACACACAACACGCCACACAGCACACACUCACACAUUCACAUACACACAUCGCACGGAGGGAAGCCAGCAAGGGACAGAAAUCAAAAGGCUGUGGAACACGGGGACUGUGCUAAGCCCCGCCCCUUCCCCCAUGGAUUAGCCGUCGCUAACCUGCUAGCGACCAGCUAGCGCAUAGCAUAUUCCCCCUGAUCCUUAACCUGCUUCCCUCCGCAUGAAAACGAGAAAAAGAAGUCUAGAAAUGUUAUGCUGGGUUUUUGUCGCUAUUCACCAUUUGGGAAUUUUUAAGUAGGAGGCAGAAAAUAAGUGAGGGAAUAAGUAAGGGAAAACACAGACUUUGGACUUGUCAGUUUGUGACUCUGGGUUUUUACCCUGCCGACCUUCUCUCUCCCUCUCUCUCUAUCUCUCUCUAUCUCUCGCUCUCGCUCUCGCUCUCUCUCUCUCUUUCCCCCCCCCCCUCCUCCAUGGAAUCAGCCACAGAUCAUCGGGUCCCUGUCCGAUCUUUGGGACAAAUAAAAUAAUUUGGAAUCGGUUCAGUGGUGCUUGUAUUUCACUUCCUUCUCCCCUCCUAAAAGGGACCUAUACUGCCACAGUUUGACUUUGUUGUGGGGUAUUUUUCCUCUCUCUCUCUCUCUCUUGGGAGAGUGAACCCAAGUCAGUCACGCUCUAUGGCGUCAUGAUAUAGUCUUCUUACAUAACGUGGUCUUAUCUUACUGCAUGUUUUUGCUCCUCGUUUUUUGCUGAAUUUUGUGCUUCAUUUUGGAACAGACCGUUUUGUUUGGGUAAAACUUUCUUUACGAUGGGAUGAAAGAACAAGUUCUCUCAUGGCGAAAACACCUCUUGGCACAUCGUUUUAAGUAUCAUUUGUAUAAAUUGAAAUAUAUUGACUUCUGUUCAAUUCAGAUUCUUACCUAGAGGAUAAGUUAACACUGGAAUUAAUGAGGACCGCUAGAUGUUCUCUUAAAGCCAUUUCUCUGUCAGCAAAACAAAUAUUGGUGGUUGUGGAAGAAAUACAUUAUGGAAUGUACGAAAUUAACCUUUUUAGACUCUUGGGAAUAUAGGUUGCUAAUUGUGUCUUGGUUACGUUGAGUCAUCUCGUGUGUGUGUGUGUGUGUGUAGACUUUUCAGUGCAAGAGAAUCCUUGCUCUGCAUAAUGUGCUGUGUGCCUAUCAGAGUGCGUUGGCUUUGAACCACAGUUCAAAGGUCACCGAGGGAUUAAUUUAAUUCAAGAUCGUUUCCUGUGGCUCUCUGAAGUUUCCUUUGUGGCGAGUGCUUAAUUAUUUUUAUUGUAUUUUUUUUGUCACAGCUUGUUGUGGCCAAAUUUGUUUCUCCUUUUUCUUCCUCAUGCACAAAUGCGUGGAGCAGGCCUCUUCAUUAAAAUGGUGGCAUGCAAUGUCUUUGUGUAUGGUUCCAUAAUGUCAGCUUUUUGGAGAGUAUAUCCACCCUCCUCAGGAGGCCUUUUUGGAUCCCCACUGGAGGAGAUUCAGCCGCUCAAAUGGAGAUGGACACUGGUCGAAUGGAGACGGUCACUGGUCAAAUGGAGAUGGACACUGGUCUUGCAAUGGGAAGCGAUUCGCUUGUAGAAUCUGUUGGAACGAAGCAAAUACAUUUAUUUUCAACAUUUUGCCAAUUGCUUUUCUCAACAAUUUUUCCAUCUGGCCACUGUUUUGUUUUUGUCGUAUUAUCCUUAAUACUUUUCUUUGGCAAUAAAAACCGAGCAAAAUAGAGGAAAGUUGUAUAGAGAAGCAUGUUGUGAGUGACGAACAGUGAAAUAUUUUGACCAGCCCCCUGUAUAAAAGUAACUAGUCUUAUUCUAAUUUUGUUUAAACUUAAACAAACACUGGCAUAAGACUUAAUGACUGCAUUUUUACCAUCACGAUGAGUUUGUACUGAAAAGAAUAAAAGACGUGGAUAUUUAACACCUGUCCGAAAAAUUGAAUUGAUCUUCCUUAAUUAUGAUUCUGCACCAAUAUGAAUCCUACACAGAUACUCAUGUCAAAGAGGGUCCGUUUGUUUCACCGUGUCACUCAGCCCUUUUGUGGGAGGGGGAUAGUUUUGCAAGGUGACCAACAUAAAGUGACGCAUCCGUGUCAUCACAUUGUGCGGGUCUCAUCCACACAACCGCACACACCAUGAUGGGGUGGCUUUGGAUCGCCGUGGCAACGUGCGCUCUCUCGUCCUGCUCGGGCAAAGGAAAUGAGUGGUGGUGGGAAUAUGAAGAGGGACUACGACAUUACAACCAGGCAGCUCUCAACGAGGAGUUUCCAGAGAAAACUAGGCCUGUGAAUUUUAAACAUCCUCUCUUCCAAUGUCCGGACAUGAGUCCCUCUCCCUCUGUCCCUUCCUCAGUCGAGUUAGUGAAGGCGGCCGACAUCAAAGUCAUUGCUGCCCUGGGAGACUCUAUGACCACUGCCAUCGGCGCCAACGCCUCCAACGUCCUUGGGAUCCCUAUUGAAUUCCGUCACGUGUCAUGGAGCAUCGGGGGCUACGGUUCCUUCCAAGACGUCAUCACCUUGGCGAACAUCAUCAAGCUGUACAAUCCCAGUGUGCUGGGGGCGGCUCCCAGUAAGACGGUGCACGGCACCACGGCCCCGCUCAGCGAGACAGGCUUCAACCUAGCCGUCACCGGACACAACACCUUCAAUCUCCCUGGGCAGACAAGAUAUCUGAUUGACACUCUCAGGAACUAUGAGGGUCUCACCUUUGAGGAGGAUUGGAAGCUUCUGACCAUUCUCAUUGGCAUGAAUGACAUUUGUGAUUACUGCAAAGAUAAGGCUCUGUUUUCAGUCGACAACUUCAUCCACUACAUGACCGUCUCCUUGGAAAUGCUGAUGAAUGAGGUGCCUCGGAUGAUCGUCAACGUGGUCCAGAUCCUCCCCAUGGAGACUCUGCGGGAGGUCCAGAGACCUGCGCCAGGGUGCCUGCUCCAGCGGUCCUUCUGUUCUUGCCUGAUCAAGCCAGUGGCCAGUUCUCCUGAACUACGGGAACUAGUAGAGGUCAAUCUGGAGUUCCAGAAGCGUCUAGAGCAGCUCCUCUACAGCAAUCGCUUCUUCCGGGACGACUUUGCGGUCGUUCUUCAGCCCUUCCUGAAGAACUCCGACCCCCCCCGCCUGCCGAGUGGAAGGAUAGACAUGACAUUCUUCACACAUGACUGUUUCCACUUCACCAUAAAGGGACACGAGGAGCUUGCUAAAGGGCUAUGGAACAACAUGUUUCAGCCCGAAGGACAAAAGCUCAUGGUGAGCAGUUUCUCAGACCCCAUCGACCUGAUCUGUCCAUCACUGGAUCAUCCAUACAUCUUCACCCGACCCAGUGCAGCCAGCAGGGACGGCCUCCCGCCCCCUGUCCUGGAAGACCCAGCCUCUGCGUCUCCGCCGUGGGCCCCUUGCCCCCUCGUCCUCUGGGCCCCGUUAGCCUGCAUAGCUCUUUGUACUCUACUAUAACGCCCCCGGCCGUCUGUCACGUUCAACACACGGCUAGUGCCAAAAGAACUGGUGUCUGCCAAGGCUGGACGAUACUAUUUACUAUUUAGUCUUUUAGCUGACACGUUUAAUCCAAACCGACUUACACUGCUUUUUUAACGGUGUGUCCUGGCUCCAAAAUGGUGGAUCGAUCCCCCAACCGACUUCAUGUCAGCGGAAACCCUACAGAACUCCCGUUGUAGACUGAGAACUCAACUGUUCAGACGGCAGCCUGGCCCAGGACUUUUGGUUUUAAUUUAGGUUUGGGUCUUUUUUUUACCAUUCCUUUGUUGGUAUUCAGAUCGUUAUCAUUAUUUCUGCUCCAUCAACAACUAAUGUGCAGAAAAUUCAGCCAUUUAAUAUUCUGCUGCUGAAUUUGUUGGCCUACUUUUGUGGAAUAGAUUCUGGAACUCAUUUGCAUUUGAGCUGUAUGAUGAACAUUUCCUUUAUCAUGUUAGAAAUGACCAUGAAUGACACAAAUAUCACAUUCAGGCUAUACUGGAAAAUGUUAUUUACAUAAUGUUUCUAUACAUUGAGCAUUCAACUUCAGGAGCCAUGGAACACGAUCAGACACUCCAGGUUGAAUGGCCCAUUCAUGUCUGAGUUCAUUAUGCGGAGCAGGUGUAAUGAAGGUAAACACCACGGGCAGGUGAAGGCGGUAUCACCCUCAUAUCGUGUGUCAUGGAUUGGGGCCCGAACGUGUCUCAGCAAUGAGGCUUCACCACGAGAUAGACCAACUUUAAUGACACAAUGGGAAAGCUUAUAUAGGCUUAUGCAUGCACCUUGGUACAGUUAAAUAGAGUGGAGAGUAUAAUAGUAUAGUAUAUAGAGAACAAGUGCUUUUGCUGUUCAAAUUCUCAGUGGAAAGGUCUUUGUCUGUCUUUGGUGCAUCAGUGUGUGCAGAGUAUAGGCUACAACAGUGCCGCAGUCCAUAGCAUUUAGAGAAGUAGAUCAUUGACAGACAAUAAGAUAAUCUGACAUGGUGUGCCUUUACCAUCCAUCACUGUGAAUUCAGACGGGCAGAAAUGGCUAAUCAUCGGACAAAACUAGUUGAGUGAGUCCUGUUAAAAACAGAUAGAAGGCCUAGAUUUGUGUUUGUAAUACUUUAUAUCAUAGGCCUAAUAGUGUUUAUGUUAACGGAUUUGUAAGUAGCAUUUUUAUCAUGAGCUGAAUCAUGCAAUGAGCUGUUGUUGCAUAAUUACUCCAUCAUAGUGUUCAUUGAGAAUCCCACUUUAUGUGCAAACAGUCCCUUUACUGCUUGAUUCUGUGCAAAUAUGUGUGGGACGAGAUAGGUCUCUGCGCCUGAUCCAAGAGGAAAUGAAACGCAGCUAACCUAUUCCACAACGCAUCAGGCCGACACCGCCUUGGUAACAAAAGAGCAAAUAAUAUAAAAUAUAUAAUAUAAUAUAAAAGUGUGUCACACUGCCUAUUCAUGAAGCACAUUGAUAUGCAAGGAGAGGGAGCUCUGAGCAUGGACUGUAUAUCCUUCCCACUGAAGCACUAUGUCUAUUUCAUCACACGGGUGUAUUUCUAAAUAUUUUGGGCGUGGAAUUUCAAAGUAACCCUGGAUUUGUAUUCUGAAUAAAUUGUUAAAAUCACAGAGUCUUAUACAGCAGAUACAACUAUGGCAAAUGAUCAGUGAUUUAACCUGGAACGUUUCAUUAGAUUUCUAUCAAUAAUGUGUGAGAGGGGUCAUCUUUUCAUCCCCUCGCGAUUCAAGCCACCUGUACGCAACAAGGAUGCAAGUGCCAGAGAGAAGGUACUGUAGCAGGAAGGUUUUCAAUUUACUGUUCCCUAGCAACACAAUCAGGAAGCAGAGACAUCCAAUCUCCCAUCAUCCAGUAAGACAGUGGAACCGUAGUCCUUAAUA